AUGAGUCCCCCUCCGCAAGGCGAGGCCCCCUCCGCAAGGCGAGGCCCCCUCCGCAAGAUGAGUCCCCCUCCGCAAGGUGAGCCAGCAGUAGCCAGAGAGAAUAACUGUCUGAACGCGGCGAAGGCGUGCAACCUGAACGACACGUGUAAGAAGUACCGCUCGGCCUACAUCAGCCCGUGCACCAGCAGGGUGUCGAGCGCCGAGGUCUGCAACAAGAGGAAGUGCCACAAGGCGCUGCGGCAGUUCUUCGAUAAGGUUCCUCCGAAGCACAGUUAUGGGAUGCUGUACUGCUCGUGUCCGGUGAGCGAUCAGUCUGCCUGCUCUGAGCGCCGGCGGCAGACCAUCGUGCCCGUCUGCUCCUACGAAGAGAAGCAGAAACCAAACUGUCUGGAGCUGCAGGCGUCCUGCAAGACCAACUACAUCUGCAGGUGUAAUGCCAUCCAGGCGUUUGGGAACGGGACAGAUGUUGGCGUUUGGCAGCCGAUGUCCCCGGUGCAGACGACCACCCCCCCCAACCAGAGGAAGAGCCAACGCAACCCCAACACCCUCGACAACGCCAUCAACACAGACCCCAUCUACCACUUCUGUGGCAGCCUGCAGGCUCAGAAAUUGAAGUCAAACUCAACAGUCGACGGAGUUUUCUGUGUGGACCCUCAGAUUGAUAAUCCCAGCACAUCCAACGCCAUCCUGAGGAAUUCUGCAGUCUCCAGACGGGACGCUGCCUCUCUGCUGCCCCCCCUGGUGACUCUGUGGUACUGCAGCCUGCGGGCGAUAUCCUCACAUCACGUCUUGUAGCCUCGACGCUUCACAGCAAACACAACGGACUGACAAACACACAUUUGUAUAAAAGAAAAAGCAACAUUAUAUCCUUUCUUCUCAGUAAAAAACCUGUUGUAAUAUGAUUUCCCCUCUGGAUUCUAUCUCUCAUUUGAUUCCUAUGUUUUUUUAAAUGAAUUUUGUUGUUUUUUUUGCAUUGCAGCUGUGUGCUAAAGCGGUGAUCUGUAUUCGUUCAGUUUGGCUGUGUUAGGUUAGUUGAAAAUAAAAGGGAUUUAAGGCUUACGCUUAAUACUCGAGGACUACAUUCCAAUAAACCACAGCUGGUAACUUUGGAAAGGAACACACAUGUCAUUUAGCGUUGAUUUUCAGAGUCAGUUUUCACCCUCGUCUGUUUGUGUGUUGAGGCUAUAGGUGGGAUCUUUCGCUCAAAAGUCACAGUCAGUUCAGUAACGGCUAUAUUUGAUCACUUGGGCAGCUUUUAGGUGUUAUUCAGUCUCCUCUGUGGUUUGUGUUUGUUUUGAUAAUGACGUGAUCUGGUGUUUUACAUUUUUACGAACGAUUCCACGUGGAUAUUUACCGGAGAAAAACUACAUUUUAAGGUGAACACCGAUAACUAUCUGCGCCCAAACCGUGUUUACGGUAGCUCAUACUGAACACACAUUGCCGAUGGCUAAAAGCACACAAGGCAAAGACCCACGAACACACACUGCACAUGUUCACACACUCAGACAAAAUCACACGGAAACACACACACAGCACUAGGCUUUCUACUCAAGUUUUGUUUUACACCAGUUUCUUUGCCAACAUAGUGAUUCUCAGAGGUCAGAACGCUGCUGUGGAUAUCUGAAUCCACUCAUUAGUGAUUGUACAUAACUUGUAAUUGUUAGAAGUCCAAGCCAUGUUCAGUGUUGCUCUAUUGAAGGUGCCAGAGAACCUGCUGCAGUUUCACCGAAAUGAGUUUUUCUUUUUAUGUUGAUGUACUUUGCUGCACUGCGUCCACGAAAACAAGAGCUGAGGGAAAAAAAUAGGCUUAUUGUUGUCGAGUAUAUUCAACGGUGACUCACACCUCCAUCCCACUCAACGCUUACUUUACUGUCAGUUCAGUGUUACGACUUAUUGACUCACUUGUGAAACUGUCAUCACGUGUGUUGGGGAGGAAGCAAUCACAUGAUAUUGAACAUUUGCUAAACCCCAACCUUACUUACUUUACUGUCAUUGCAACUGCUGGCUUUUGUAUUCCAGUUACAUGUAUGCCUAUAAAAAUAAACUAUGGCAGAAUUGGUAGUACAUUCAGGAAAAAGCAAACUUCCUUCUCCAGGAUGACUGGUUUUAAAAUAUGAACUCUGAAUAAAGGUUUAUUGUACGCAUAACUUGUAACGCCACCAUAAAAUGUAGUUAGCUAUGAUCUGCUCCUUGGCUUUGGUUGUACUGUAGCUAGAAUGCUAAUUGUUCGGCAAGGUGUGCUAGCACUAGCCAUCAGUAGCUAGCAGCUACAAAGUUAUUCCUUGGACUUUUGCUUCUAUUUUUGUUAUUCUGGAAGAGUAUGCAUAACUUGUGACGCCACCAUAAAAUGUAGUUAGCUAUGAUCUAAUCCUUGGCUUUGGAAGUAACACUAGCCUAUGGUACUGUAGCUAGAAUGCAAAUAUUUGUAGCUAGGUGUGCUAACACUAGCUAGCAGUAGGUAGCAACUACCUACUCAUUCCUUGGACUUUGGCCUCAUUUUUUGUUAUUCUGGAAGAGUUUAAAAGUACCUUUAAAGCUCUAAGAUAGACAUUCUGGCUCAUUUUAGUCUUUUUGAACUACAAAGCUGUAAGUAAUUGGUACAUUUCGUUCAUAAAAUAAAUGUCUGGUAGAGAGGUUCAGCAAACGGUCAAUUCUGUGUUAUAAAAGAAACUGCAGCAAACAAGUGACUCAUGUACUGUGUGUAAAUCGUUAAAGCAUUUUCUACAUUUGUUCCUGCUUACUGCUGGGAAAAUGAAAAAGACACAGCGUCGCAAUCACGUCUAAUUCUCACAUGUCGACUUAUUCAUGUUUGUAUUGGAUGCAUCUGUUUUUUUAAUUCUCCCCCCAACACGUGAUCAACUCGUUUACAUACAUCACUGUGGCAUGUUGCAGGUUAAUUUAACCAUUGGGACACUGACAGCAACAUUUACAACACGCUGCUUGGGUUUAUGUAGCUUCCUCAAAACAUCAUUGAUGUAUAGUAUAACUUAAUGUGAUUUACCGAGCAUAAACAUGGUAUAUGCACUGUAUGGCUGAAACUAUAAAUUGGACAAGUAAAUGUCUGAUGAUAUUCUACUCCAGAGCAUUGUGAGCUAUUUUGAAAUCCAGAUAGAGUACAUUGAAAAAACCCGAAACUUGUUUUUUAACAACUUAUGUGUAUAUUUCUCCCAGUAUGUACUAUGGAAUAUUAUUGCAUCUGAGAAAGAGGAUAUCAAUGUAACUCUCCUUAUGUAGUUAUAAACAACUGUAUUUCCUAAACGUAUUUCUUUUGUACCAUAGCCCCAUUUAUGAUGUUGCUUAAAAAUAGAAGUAGUUUUUUCUUGUUUUGGCUAAGAUUUAAACUUAUUUUUAUAUCUUUUACUUAUUUUUUGCUGUUUUUUCGAUGAGAUGAAGUGGAGUGAGGCGGACCGGGCACAGAUGGUUUAUAUUUAAAACUUUUAUAAAACUGUUUAUUGCUGUUAACCCUGAUUAUUUUGGUUUUACUGCUAAAAUAACUAUGUUGACAAUAACAAGAAGUUGAGUUGUCAUUGCAUGGUGAUUGAGAAGGAAAUAAAUCAAUGUUUAAAGACAAAUAUAUUCUAUACCAUACCAUUGAAGGCUUUUUUAUGGUAUAUUUGACCAGAGGUGGGCGACUGAAGAUUGAAUGUGUGGAAGGAAAGUUAUAGAGAAAUGUUAUGAGUUGCUUCACGACAAAAAUUACAUUUCUCAGAACUGUGUCUUACAGUAUGCUCAUUAUUUUGUAUUUGAAUCCCAGUGUCAUAUCUUCAUUGGCCCUAGAAAAUGAAGGUAUUGUUUAUAUAUGUGGCUCAGAAGGCACAUCCUCCUGAUGUAAGGGUGCCACUUUUGGACAAAAAUGUUAAGGUGUUAAAUAUGUUUGCUGUCCAUCUCAAUCCCAAUCUGUUGUUUCAAAAUACCAACAAAAUAAAAUGGUGUUUUGGAGAUGCGGACUCCCUCAGCUACCUGGCAUCAUUAACUUCUUAGCUUGUGAAAAUGUAAAAUCUAUUGUACAAAAGUUACGAUUAAAAACUGUUAAAUCAC
Trematomus bernacchii (emerald rockcod) is the source of this 4038-nucleotide messenger RNA. Its product is annotated as GDNF family receptor alpha-1-like. Lineage: Eukaryota; Metazoa; Chordata; Actinopteri; Perciformes; Nototheniidae. The record is from RefSeq and is a predicted model, not a curated record. Gene Ontology annotation, biological process: nervous system development. Gene Ontology annotation, cellular component: external side of plasma membrane; signaling receptor complex. Gene Ontology annotation, molecular function: signaling receptor activity.